AAACUCACACACAUUCCACAUAGGUUACACAUAACAUAACAAAGUCCCAAGUUUCUGUCAUUCUACAUUCUUUCAAGGACAGGUUCCAUCAAAGAAGGAAAAAUGCAUGCCAAGACAGACUCAGAGGUGACCAGCAUUUCUGCAUCAUCCCCUGCAAGAUCCCCACCUCGCCGUCCUCUCUACUUUGUUCAGAGCCCCUCAAGGGACUCUCACGAUGGCGAGAAAACCGUCACCACUUCCUUCCACUCCACUCCUGUUCUCAGCCCCAACGCUUCCCCUCCUCAUUCUUCAUCCUCCACUCGGUUCUCUGCUCCUCACCGCAAGAAAGACAACCACCACCACCACCACAGUCUCAAGCCAUGGAAGCAGAUCGAUGUCAUUGAGGAAGAAGGGCUUCUCCAAGGGGAAGAUCGUGACAGAACUCUCUCUCGUCGCUGCUACUUCCUCAUUUUUCUUCUGGGAUUUCUUCUCCUCUUCACACUGUUUUCGCUUAUUCUCUGGGGUGCUAGCAGACCCAUGAAACCCAAGAUUUUUAUCAAGAGCAUAAAGUUUGAUCAUGUUCAAGUCCAAGCUGGUUCAGAUUCCACUGGGGUGGCUACUGAUAUGAUCUCCAUGAACUCUACUUUGAAAUUCACAUACCGUAACACUGGCACAUUCUUUGGGGUUCAUGUUGCAUCUACACCCUUAGAACUGUCCUAUUCAGAAAUUGUGAUUGCUGCAGGGAAUAUGAAGGAGUUUUAUCAACAUAGAAGGAGUCACAGGUUGGUGAGUGUGGCAGUGAUGGGCAACAAGAUCCCUCUGUAUGGAAGUGGUGCUAGCUUGAGCAGCACAACUGGUAUGCCAACUGUGCCAGUGCCAUUGAACCUGAACUUUGUGCUGCGAUCCAGAGCUUAUGUCCUAGGGAAAUUGGUGAAGCCCAAGUACUACAAGAGGAUUCAAUGUUCCAUCACCUUGGAUCCCAAGAAGCUCAGUGCUCCAAUCCCCCUCAAGCAUUCUUGCACAUAUAAAUGAUUGAUAGUGUUGGAGAAUUAUUGGAAAUAAUAACACAAGAGAAAUUCAUUCUAUGAUUAAUUGGUUCUCCUGAGAUGCAGAAAGAACACAGCUCAGAGGGCAUGAUGAUUGGGACUGUUUGGCUGCUCAAGUGCCUCAAACUGCUCAAAGACAAAGGCAUGUUGGGUUCGAUAGAUAAAAUGUGAUUUGUGAGUGAUCAUUCCAAGAAGUUUUUUUUAAUCAUUUGGCUUAAUUGCACUUUUCAUCCCUGAUCUAUACCUCUUGUGCAAUUUUGGUCCCCUUUAUUUAAAAGGAGCAAUUUUGGUACACUAAAGAUUAUGAUGUGACAAUUAGGUCCGCCGUUAGCUUC
This is a messenger RNA of Lotus japonicus, 1360 nucleotides long. RefSeq lists its product as uncharacterized. The transcript is spliced from 3 exons. Bases 103 to 1011 code for a protein of 302 amino acids. The record is from RefSeq and is a predicted model, not a curated record. NCBI's taxonomy places the organism in Eukaryota, Viridiplantae, Streptophyta, Magnoliopsida, Fabales, Fabaceae.